This is a messenger RNA of Scutellospora calospora, 214 nucleotides long. NCBI's taxonomy places the organism in Eukaryota, Fungi, Glomeromycota, Glomeromycetes, Diversisporales, Gigasporaceae. The record is from the annotation of a GenBank genome assembly.
AUGGAAGAAAGCAUAACAGAAAUUCAAGAACAGAAUCGUGUUUUACAAGAACAAAUCAAAAACUUAAAGAUAAAAAAUAUUGAAUUAAUUCAAAAUAAUCAUGAAAAUCUGCAAUGCAACUUACAACUUCUUGCUGAUAAAGAGGAAAUAUUAAAAGAAAAUGCUAAUAUCAAACAAAAAAUAGAUGAACUUGAAUUACGAGUUGAAGAAUUAA